Messenger RNA from Diuraphis noxia (Russian wheat aphid), 6109 nucleotides. RefSeq lists its product as uncharacterized. Lineage: Eukaryota; Metazoa; Arthropoda; Insecta; Hemiptera; Aphididae. The record is from RefSeq and is a predicted model, not a curated record.
GAUUAUUUUUGUGUAUCAUAAAAUCAUUUGUAUUUGUCCAAAUUUUUAUUAUUAUUGUCGUGCUCCGGGUCCGAACGCAUAAAGCUCUGGCGAGUGUUCUACUAUUCUAAUGUAAAAAUGUCCGUCAUGUGCCUACUAGAGGGUUCCGAAAGCACGCCGCGUUAUUAGCAGGCGCACCGAAGUUGUCCGAUCUAAGCUCGCCGCCGCCGCCGCCACCGUGUCCGCCGCCAAAUCGCCGAAGGCCUAACACCGAAGUCUGCUACUGGAGUGAAGGGUGUCCUGGGCAGGUGUUUCAAGCUGGAUCAUAUUGUCCUGUGAGAAGAUGGCCUACCACAGUGCCAUUCACGGAAAGACAUAGUCGGCUGAGGAAUGUCCUCUGCUAUCUCUCACGGGACACCAAACACAGGACGAUAUCGUCCCAUCCUGGACUUCGUAUCCAUUUAAAGCCGACUCAAAAAUUUAUUAACAAAUCAUAAAUAUGGCAGAUUCUGGAAACAGUGAUAGUGAUACAGAUAUACAUGUGUAUAAGUCUCAGAAAUCAAAUAUUAUUGAAAGUGAUGAAGAAAGUUCAUCCAGUAGUUCUAGUGGCGAAUCAGAUAAAUGUCCAAUAUGUCUCACUCGACUAGGACAACAAGAUUUAGCUUCUCCAAAUUCUUGUUUACAUACUUUUUGUUUAAACUGUCUAACUGAAUGGGCAAAAAAUGCGAAGACUUGUCCCAUAGAUCGUUUGGAUUUCAAAUUCAUAAUUGUACGGAGUGUUGAUGGACAGUUAUUGCAGAAAAUUGAUAUAAGCCUUAAAAAUGAAGUGGAAAAACUUCCCACAAAUUUUGAUGACUUAACUUACUGUGAGAUUUGCCAUCUAAGCCACCGAGAAGAUGAGAUGCUUUUGUGCGAUAUUUGCGACUGUGGAUAUCAUAUGGACUGCCUUAAUCCACCUAUUUAUACAGUACCGUUAGAAGAAUGGUAUUGUCCUCAAUGUGAAGGAAGAGAAGAGCAAAGUGAUAAUGACAUAGAUCGCGAAGAAGUAAUUGAUUUAUUAAAUGAUCUAAAUGAUGAUGAACAAUUACCUAGACCAAGGCAGACAAGAAUACGAUUACAACAACGUUUGGUUCCACGAACAAGAGCUAGUGAAAGAGUACGAAUGAAUACUCAACGACUUCGACAAAAUGCUACUGAAAGGGGAGUUGUACAAACAGCUUCUAGUGGAAAAAGAACAAAGAAAUAUUCAAAAAGAAAAGUCAGGGUUAAAAAUUGGAAUAAAAAAGGUAAUAAAUCUGUUAGAAAAAAGAAGACACUAAUAGCUGAAAAAUUGAGCAUGUGUUCAUCAAGAUCAAGUAAAAACUCUUUUGGUGAUAAUAACUCAUUGGGUACUUCGUCAAGUUUUAUAGAUCAUACAUCUUUAAGUAUAUUCGGAAACCCUCAUGAAUUUGAUUAUGUAUCUGUAGAGUCCGAAGAAGAACGAGACAUAGGUGGUGAUGGGCCUUUAAAUAUGUCAACAAUGUCUCGAAUACGUAUUUCAACCACUGAUUUGAUCUCUCGGAAAGAAAUAAGUGAAAUUUUACGUCGGCCAGUACGUAGAAAUAUUAACAUAUCACAUAAUACUGAUUCAAUCAAUAUUUUGGACAAUAUAUUGAAUGUACAAGAAAAACAGUUUAAAAAGAAAACUAUUGAAAAUGAAAUGCAGAAUAUUGAUAAACACAUCACUCAAGCUCCAAUGUAUUCAGAUCAUAGAACUGACAGGAACUCUGAUAAUGUUGGUAAUUAUUCAUCAAAUCGCAAUAAUAAUAGAAAUUAUUCAAGAAACAAUGAUCAACAAUACAGUAAUGCUGGAAGUUCAAGUUCAUAUGAAGAAUCUCAAUUGACUAAUGAACCAAAUUUUAGUGAAAAUCAACCAGUCAAUCCUUUUCCUUUUAGAAACUCUGGCCCUAUCAAGUUUCGUAUGAACGUUGCAAAAAUGGGUGAAAGAAAACAUCCUCGGACUCCUCCUAAGGCAGUCACUACUGAAUACAAUGUAGAAGAAAAAAGUGGCCCUAGUACUCAGGCAGAAGAAUCUUUUAAAGCACUCGAACCACCACCUGAUCCACCAGCUUUAUUGUUAGGUAUUAAUUUGGAUGAUGACGAAGCUGAUAAUCUUAUAAUUGAUGAUAAAGAUUAUUAUGAUCCUGAAAAUCCAAGUGAUAAUGAUGAAGAAACAGAGAUAACUAGACAAACUGGAACUGAUUAUAUGCAAUCGCCGACAUAUGGUGGUUACAUGGAACAAGUAGAGAACAGAUCUAUACCACAUAUACCUAUUUCCAAUAGUAAUAAUAUAUUACGUCCAGAGGAUGAUGGAAUGUCUUCAGAAGAAGAUGAAAAGGAAAUUAAUGAUGAUUGUCCAAAUAUAUCAUUAUAUUCAUCUACUAGUCUUAAAAUAUCUAAUUCACCCAAAGAAUAUGGACCUUUUUUGGAACAUGAAAAUGGCAAAAAUGAUAAAUUAAGUGGAGAUGCGGAAUUACAGUUUAUUCCUAUGCCACCUGUUAGUCCAGAAAUAGACUUAUCUGAACAUGAAACUAGUCCAAAAUCUGAUGAAGAUGAAUGUUUUGAAAGCAUUGUAGUUGAUGAUGAUACAAAAUUAUCAUCUCCAAAAACAGAUAAUAAAUGUGAAAAUAUUGACAACACUGAUGAAGAUGAAAAUAAAUCAAAUUCUGGUGACGAUGUAAUUGAUGUUAUUAAUGAGAUUCACUCAGACAUGGAACGCGAGAGCAAAACAUCUAAAGUAUUAGAAAUGAAUCAAGAAUCUGAUAUAAUAGACCUUGAACACGAUGAUACCAUUGGACCUAUAAAUGAUGACACAGCCAUAGAUCAAGAAAACAUAAAUUUGACUGGAGAUGCUGCAUCUGAUGUAUCAUGUACAACAUUAAAUAGUUUAGACACUGAUAACCAACAGGUAGAAGCAAGAAACUUAAACUUUGAUCCAAUAUCAGAUUCAGAAGAAGAAAAGAAAAAAACUAAGAGUCAAUCAAAUAAUUCUAAUAGUAGUCGAAUAAAAGAUAAACUGUCGAAUGGUAAAAAUGAGAUGGCAACAUUUGCACCCAAAGGAAACAAAGACAAAGAAAAAGAUAAAGAUAGCAAAAAUAAGGUAAAAGAAAAAGAGUCUGAGAAAGAAUCUGUGYCAUGGAAAAAAUUAUCGAAAAAUUCCAAGGAUAGAAUCUAUCGUUAUGGAAAAGGAAAAGAAAAAUUAGCUGAAGAUAACAAUCGUAAAGAGAAAAAACAGAAAAGAAAAGAAAUAGAAUUAUAUGAUGUUCGAAAAGUACUUGAAGAUAGACCUAGACGAAAAAAAGAUAAAUUUGGAAGAGAUUUAUCUAAAUCUAGUCGUAGUGAUUCAGACUCUAUAGACCGAAGUCGACGUAGGAAACGUAAAAGAAGUCGUUCUAAGCAGCGAAAACGGUCUAUUUCAUCUAGUAAGCCUAGAAGUCGCAAACAUUCUAGAAGUCGUUAUCGUAGUGAAUCUAAAAAUAGACAUCGUUCAAAAAGUAGACAUCGUUCUAAAAGUAGACAUCGUUCUAAAAGUAGACAUCGUUCUAAAAGUAGACAUCGUUCUAAAAGCAGACAUCGUUCUAAAAGUAGACAUCGCUCUAGAAGUAGACAUCGAUCAAGAAGCUUAAAACAUUUAGGGAAGUAUGAAAAGAAUCAAGCAAUAACAAAAGAACGUUAUCGUUCUCCUGCUCUAUAUGAACAGCGUGAAGUGUCUCCAUUAUCAAAACGCCAAGCAAAAAAAUCAAAAGAAAUUUCAAGUAUUUACUCUAAAAUAGAAAAAGACUAUGAGAGGAAACUAUUGAAAAAUGAUAAAGUUUCUAAAAAAAAACUCAAGAAAAAAUCCAAAGAUUAUCAGUUUUCAUCCCCAUCCCCAAGAUCAUUGUCACCUGGUAUGCCGGUAUGGCAAUCACCAAGAGACCACAUGAGUCCAUGGUCACAUACUGAUGUUUCUCGUACACCGUCACCUACUUACACACGCCAUGCUGCAGAUAUUGAUAUGAAUUAUACAACUAGAGAUCAAGAAUUUUCGGAGUAUAAUGACAACAUUGCAUUAAAUAAUUUAACAGUUAUAGUGAAAAAUGAUACUUCAAAGAAAUCUAAGCUCUCUAAACGGCAUACCACUCGUCAAAUAGCUGUUCCACCUGUCAAAGAAGUAUUUGCUUCUGGAGACAAUAUAUUAGUAAGUGUUAAUUUCAACAAAGAUGCAAUAUCCAAACCAAAUUCCCAAGAGCCAUUAAAACGUAAACGUCAAGAAACCUUACCAGCAUUGAUCUCCAAGAAAUCAAAAAACACCAAUGCUGUGGCAGUGCCAGACACUACUUCAACAAAUCAAAAAACUUCCACAAAAAGAACUCCAAAUCCAAAACCAAAAUGGGUAAAUCGUAAGAGAAUUUCCAGGACAAUUGAAGUGAUAAAUGCUAAGCCAGUUGCAAUUAUAGAUUUAAACACUUCUCCAUUUAGAGAAAUAGAGAUGUCUCCAAAGUCUGUAAUUGUUUUAACUGACAGCGAUGAAGACAAACAAGUUACAAAAUCUGAGGCCAAAAAGGACAAUAGUCCUGAAAAGUCUAAAGAAAUUGUUAUUGUUGAACAACAAAAACCUGUAGAAAAAAAUGAAAACAGUACCCAAACAAUAUCAACUAUCAUGAGCGGUGGCCCAAAAACUCCUCCAGAACCAGUAAUCACCAUUUCUAAACCAGAUAACAUAUCUACUAACAGUUGUGAAUUCAAUAGCCAAGAUGAAGAUCAUACUGAACCUCUUGAUGUACGAGGCCGAGGACCUAAUACACCUCCAGAACCUCCUCGGUCUAUAGAUACUGUUGUAAGUGAGACAGCAUAUGAUCCUUUUGAACCAACUAAAUCAAAUUCACCUAGCCCACCACCUAGAAUUGAUAUGUUUGAAGAUGAUGAUGAUGAUGAUAAUCAUAAUGAUAUAUCUGCACAACCUUUGGAGGAGAAUAAAACUACUGAUAGCCAAUCUUCUAUUUCACCUCAAAUAGUAGCUAAAACUAUAACGCCUCCGUUUUUAGAGUCGCAAAGUUCAACUCAAACUGAUAAAUCUCCAGAAAAACUAACGGCCACCGCUUCAAAUACAUUAAUCUUUACUAGUCCAGUAGCAGCCAAAACUCCUAGUCCUGUACAACCAACACCUACUGUCACUAACGCGGAUGAAAUAAUUGAUUUGGAUGACAAUGAAGAUAGUCAAACAUCAGCAUUUGAUAAUGGUGCUGAUUCACCUUAUUCCCCUGGUGAAGGUUUUGUGGAUGAAAUGAAAGGUUCGUCACCUGACAGUCCUAUUCCUCAAACCAAAAAUGUUGUAUCUACAUCACAGAACCAAAAUAAAAAUGAAGCAAGAAGUAAAUUGGACACUUUGCUCAGUAUACUACCACAAUCUAAACCUACAAAUGUUUUUGAUAACAUAAUGAAAAUCAAGAAUUUACAACCUCUUAAAUUUUCUUCCAAAUCAAAAUAUUCUAAACAUAAUACCUCCAAUGAGGAAAGUGUUGAUGAUUUACCUGGAUCAGCUGUUGAAUUAGAAUCAAAAAAUAAGUUCUUGGAAAAGCUUAAUCGACAAGAACGAGUUAUUGAGGAAGUGAAACUUGUGUUGAAGCCUCACUACAACAAAAAACAUAUAACGAAAGAACAGUACAAAGAUAUUAUGAGGAAAGCUGUUCCUAAAAUCUGUCACAAUAAGAGUGGUGAGAUUAAUCCACAGAAAAUACAUAGUCUAAUUGAAUUGUAUGUGAUCAAAUAUAGACAUUCGCACAGAAAACAAGUACAACGGAUCCCAAACAAGUGAAUUGUUUUUUAAAUUUAUUUCAUAAUUGUGUAUAACAUACAGCAUAGCUUAUUUCUAAUCACAAAUAAAUUUAAGCUGAAGGCUCAAAAUCAUUGUUACAAAUUGAUGGCAAAAAAAAAUUUUAUUUAUACUUUGUGUUCUUACCAUUGUGUAUUAGUAUUAAUGUAUUCUUAUUAUUCAUCAUUUUUGAUAGGUAUAAAAAAACCAGUGUUAUUUUUGACCCGGUUUGUCUCAUUGACUUUCAAUUUAUUAUUUGUAAAAUAACAACAUAUUAACUGUAUAUUUAUUUAUUGUGUU